GGUAGGCUGUCUCGUCUCGCCGUGUCUCGUCCCGUCUCGCGAGACUCUCGCUCUGCAACGUCACCGGGUGUCACUCGUUCACUCACGGCUGUAGCGCGGGAUUUGACGUCUGCUGAAGGAUAGAGUUGAUACGUUGCCGGGGUCACAGGUCACGCUACUAAUUCACACUAACUAUGGCUGACCAGCUAACAGAGGAACAGAUAGCAGAGUUUAAAGAAGCCUUCAGUCUGUUCGACAAGGAUGGUGACGGCACAAUAACGACCAAAGAGCUUGGCACCGUCAUGAGGUCCCUGGGCCAGAACCCUACAGAGUCGGAGCUACAGGACAUGAUCAACGAGGUGGAUGCUGACGGUAACGGCACCAUCGACUUCCCAGAGUUCCUGACAAUGAUGGCCAGAAAGAUGAAAGACACAGACUCGGAGGAGGAGAUUCGGGAGGCUUUCAGGGUGUUUGACAAAGACGGCAAUGGCUUCAUCUCGGCUGCCGAACUGAGGCACGUGAUGACAAAUUUAGGAGAGAAGUUGACCGACGAGGAGGUAGAUGAGAUGAUAAGGGAGGCUGAUGUUGAUGGAGAUGGUCAAGUCAAUUAUGAAGAGUUCGUUACUAUGAUGUUAGGCAAAACUAGCGGCUGAUGUCACUGAUGUUCAUCAUAUGCUGGAGUGAUGUCUGGGAUGUUCAUCAUAUGCUGGAGUGAUGUGGGGAUGUUCAUCAUAUGCUGGAGUGAUCAGUUUGGUUGUAUAUGUAGAUCUAAUUAGUUGUUCUCAUUAACACAUUUGUACAUUGUUUUCUGAGCUCCAAUAUAUUUUUAAUUCAUGAA
Physella acuta is the source of this 817-nucleotide messenger RNA. Its product is annotated as calmodulin-alpha. Gene Ontology annotation, cellular component: myosin II complex. NCBI's taxonomy places the organism in Eukaryota, Metazoa, Mollusca, Gastropoda, Physidae. The record is from RefSeq and is a predicted model, not a curated record. Gene Ontology annotation, molecular function: calcium ion binding.